GGUUGCGGCCUGUCUGUGAAUGGAAAAUUUCGCGUAUGUACUGAACGCACAAUGCUAGCGAUGCCCGAAACAGCACUGGGCCUUUUUCCUGAUGUCGGAGGAUCAUACUUUCUUUCUAGGCUGAAGCACAAUCUUGGCAACUAUUUGGCGCUAACCGGCUACCGGUUACAAGGUGCUGACGCAUUGCACGCUGGGCUAGCAACGCACUAUGUGCCAUCUUCAAAAUUAGAAGAAUUGCAAAAGAAACUUGUCUCCCUGGAUGAUGUUACAGAAAAGACUGUAGAAGCAGCAAUCCGCGAACUUCAACCGUCUUCUAUUCCCAAGUUCUCUCUUGAGGAGCAACUGCCGGUGAUUGAGAAAACCUUCCAAGCGAGUGCGCUGAACCCUGUCAAACGAGGUCUUGAUCUAUUAACUGUUGAAGAGAUCUUAGAAAAUUUGAAGAAGGAAAACUCUGACUGGUCUAAAAAGCAAGUUGCGACACUGUCGAAAAUGAGUCCAACUUCCAUGAAAGUCACUUUGAAACAACUGCAAAAUGGUGCUAAUAUGAAGUUCAAUGAGGUGUUUACGAUGGAAUACCAGCUCACACAGCGCUGCCUCGAGGACCAUGAUUUCUAUGAGGGUUGCCGAGCAAUCCUUAUCGACAAAGAUAGAAACCCCAAGUGGAAGCCUGCUACAUUGGAAGAGGUCACUGAUGAAAAAGUUGCAUGGUACUUCUCACCAUUAGGGGAAGGCCGCGACAUAGACGUGACUCGCCCAGACGCGAAACUUUGA
Messenger RNA from Cylicostephanus goldi, 771 nucleotides. The record is from the annotation of a GenBank genome assembly. NCBI's taxonomy places the organism in Eukaryota, Metazoa, Nematoda, Chromadorea, Rhabditida, Strongylidae.